AUGGCCGUGAGGACAGGUGACCACAGUCAGGCUGCAACGAAUGGGCUGAAGGAGAAGGUGCUGACGCUGGACACCAUGAACCCGUGUGUCCGGAAGGUGGAGUACGCGGUACGAGGCCCAAUCGUGCUGCGCGCGCUGGAGCUGGAGCAGGAGCUGCGCAAGGGCGUAAAGAAGCCCUUCACUGAGGUCAUCCGAGCCAACAUCGGGGACGCACAGGCCAUGGGGCAGAUGCCUAUCACCUUCCUGCGCCAGGUCCUGGCGCUCUGCGUCCACCCUGAUCUCCUGAACAGCCCUGACUUCCCCGACGACGCCAAGAGGAGAGCGGAGCGCAUCCUCCAGGCAUGUGGGGGCCACAGCCUGGGGGCCUACAGCAUCAGCUCUGGCACCCAGCUGAUCCGCGAGGACGUGGCGCGGUACAUUGAGCGGCGCGAUGGAGGCAUUCCCGCCGACCCCGAUAACAUCUUCCUGUCCACGGGGGCCAGCGACGCCAUCGUGACGUUGCUGAAGUUGCUGGUGUGCGGCGAGGGUCGCACGCGCACGGGCGUGCUCAUCCCCAUCCCUCAGUAUCCACUCUACUCUGCCGCGCUGGCCGAGCUCAACGCGGUGCAGGUGGACUACUACUUGGACGAGGAGCGCACCUGGGCGCUCGACGUGGCCGAGCUGCGGCGCGCGCUGCUCCAGGCGCGUGACCACUGCCGCCCCCGCGCGCUCUGCAUCAUCAACCCCGGCAACCCCACCGGUCAGGUGCAGACCCGCGAGUGCAUUGAGGCCGUGAUCCGCUUCGCCUUUGAGGAGGGGCUCUUCCUGUUGGCCGAUGAGGUGUACCAGGACAACGUGUACGCCGAGGGCUCGCAGUUCCAUUCGUUCAAGAAGGUGCUCACGGAGAUGGGGCCGCCAUAUGCGGCGCGGCAGGAGCUCGCCUCCUUCCACUCGGUGAUUCUUAGCCAUGUAAUUCCUGUUCAUCAGUGCGGCUUCCGCGGCGGCUACGUGGAGGUGGUGAACAUGGACGCAGCGGUGCAGCAGCAGAUGCAGAAGCUGCGGAGCGUGCGCCUGUGCCCGCCCACGCCGGGCCAGGUCCUGCUAGACGUGGCGGUCAGCCCGCCCGCGCCCUCCGACCCCUCCUUCGCGCAGUUCCAGGCGGAGAGGCAGGCGGUGCUGGCCGAGCUGGCGGCCAAGGCCAAGCUCACGGAGCAGGUCUUCAACGAGGCUCCCGGCAUCCGCUGCAACCCGGUGCAGGGAGCCAUGUACUCCUUCCCGCGCGUGCAGCUGCCCCCGCGCGCGGUGCAGCGCGCUCAGGAGCUGGGCCUGGCUCCCGACAUGUUCUUUUGCCUGCGCCUCCUGGAGGAGACCGGCAUCUGCGUGGUGCCUGGCAGUGGCUUUGGGCAGCGGGAAGGCACCUACCACUUCCGGAUGACCAUUCUACCCCCCAUGGAGAAGCUGCGGCCCUUGCUGCAAACGCUGAGCCAGUUCCACACCAAGUUCACCCGCGAGUACUCCUGA
This is a messenger RNA of Lipotes vexillifer (Yangtze River dolphin), 1500 nucleotides long. RefSeq names its product glutamic--pyruvic transaminase (gene GPT). The record is from RefSeq and is a predicted model, not a curated record. Gene Ontology annotation, biological process: biosynthetic process. The transcript is spliced from 11 exons. Gene Ontology annotation, molecular function: transaminase activity; pyridoxal phosphate binding. Lineage: Eukaryota; Metazoa; Chordata; Mammalia; Artiodactyla; Lipotidae. The coding region runs from base 1 to 1500 and encodes 499 amino acids.